AUGGCGGAGUCUGCAGAGUCUCCCGAUACACCUCCGCGUUCAGCUCAGUCUGAGCGCCCGGCAAGCGCGCGGCAUACCCCCCCAGCGGUGGCUGUUCUUCGCGCGUCCUCGUCAGAGGCCACGCGUCUAGGCAGUCCACCAGCUGGUCGCGCGGAGGAAACUGCGCCGGGACUUCCGACCGCGUCGCUCGGCCCGCUGGACAAGGAAGUCUACGAGUACAUCCCCGACCCUGCUCUCUCGCUCGCUCCUCAAAACUCGCAGACUGAAGAGCUCUCCCGGUCCACCUCCCGCGCCUUCCGCGGGAGACGGAACGACGUCGACGACGACAGCAUCGAGCCGAGCGUCGCGUUCGAGACGUUCCGAGGGAAAACCUACAAAACAACUCAGUUCAAUCAGGGAUUCGCCAAACAGCCUGCCGCGAACGCGCGCAAGACGCGCGCAUUCCGCGACUACGACGCCUCCCCUGAGGUCGAAGUCACGCGCGUCGGCUCGAAAGGACCCGGCGAUGGCGUCAAGCAACUCGAAUCGAUGUCGAUUUUUGAGCUGGGGAACACGUGCUUCGAGACGCCUCUGGGGCGGCUGCAGCGCCUGCGCAUGGAAGUGGAGGAGAUGCUGGACUUUGUUUCUUCGUUCAUUGUCAGAGAAAACGUGGACGAGGCUAGCCUCGAGGACACAGAGAAGACAACCGACGGCGGCGCUGCGGGCUCUGGGUCGCGGACGAUGUACACGCAGAAAAUCCUGACGCCUGAGGAGAAGCAAACGCUGCUAUUCGGUCGAGAUCCGCUGUCACUCAUGGGCGAACUCGACUGCUUGCGCAUGCAGAUUCUGAGCGUGAUGAACGACCCGUCCCUGCAGCGUCUCUUUGCGGGGGUAGAGCCGACUACCGGGAAGAAGAGCGGCACACAGUUGCUGCUCCAACACCUCACGCAAGUCAAGUUGAAUCUGACGAGUGUCGCGGGGGCGUGCUCGAAGAGUGAAGAAGAGAAGCAGCCAGAGAAAAACGCGAACGGCGAGGCGCAUGCGCUGCCUGCGGGCACGUCGACCGCGCCCAGCGCGGGGAGCGCCUCUGGCGAAGGCACGGUUUCGACGCAGUACGACAUUUACUGUGUCCCUUCGCUGCGGCCGUUGCUCGACAGCGGCAGAGUGGCGACUUUGGAGAGGCGUUUGGCGCAGGUUGAGGGUCGGAUCGGCAUGAGCAACAUCAGCCUGUUGCCGUUUGCAGAUCUUCAACAAGCUGUCUCGAGCAUUUCUCAGAAGAUUUCCCUGUUGGACCAGAACAAAGUGGAACAGCUUCACAAGCGCACGCAAAGCUUGUUGCACGAACUGCAUGCGCUCCAGCACCGGCGUCGGGAGAUCGACCUGGCGAGUUCUCAGACGAGCGGGAGAGUUUCAGAAGGGCGUUCGGGCCAGGACGGCGAAGAGCGCGAGUCUGCGCUGGCCACGCGAAACAGCCACAGAGACGAUCAGCGAGUAGAAGAAAUGUUUGAUCUGUGCGAGAGGUGGAAGGGUACAGCCGCAGCGCUGCCGUCCGUUGUGGAGAGGCUCCAGGCUCUAAAGGCCCUUCACCAAGAAGCGGGCGGGCUGUCCGUGCGGCUCGGAGUUUUGGAGGAGCAACAAGGCGAGCUGCAAGCGAUGCUGGCUGCGGCCGAAGAGAACGUGGAGAACCUGCAACACACUGUCCUGGAGACUGUCUCCUGGGCCCGCAACACGGUCGAGGCGCUUCAGUGGCGCCUGCAGCGGCUCGGGUUCGCCGACGAGAAGAACAUCGCUGGGAAAAGUGAGAAAUCUGAGGCCCCGUGA
This is a messenger RNA of Neospora caninum, 1800 nucleotides long. RefSeq names its product GH23102, related. Gene Ontology annotation, biological process: mitotic spindle organization. Lineage: Eukaryota; Apicomplexa; Conoidasida; Eucoccidiorida; Sarcocystidae. The transcript has 7 exons. The coding region runs from base 1 to 1800 and encodes 599 amino acids. The record is from RefSeq and is a predicted model, not a curated record. Gene Ontology annotation, cellular component: cytoplasm; dynactin complex.